UGUCAAAAACCGUUUUUGAAAAACGUUAAUAUUAUUUUAGGUUGCCGUUUGGCUAACAUCACCUAACCUUAUUUAUCGACGUACGUCAACAAAUUAUGGUGUUUUAUUGCAAGAUUUAGCGGUUUUAAGCGAAAUGGAUCGUAAUAAACCAGUGCCGGGCGUUAGGGGGCCCAAGGCUAAAGUAACGCAACAGCCCCCGAACCAUUUUAUAGCGCUUGGAAAACAAUCAACAUCCAGAGAUGAUUCUAAACGUACUGUGCCUUUACCGACCACUGUUACAUCGCAUUUAUCCACUUCAUCCAGUAAAGCCCCAGUGGACAAGCUAAAACGUGAGGCAAGCUCAAGCAGUCUUUCUGUGCCACCCUCAAAAAAACUGAAAGUGUCAAUCCCGGGCGCCCGCCCAGGCAUAGCCAGCACAUCCAACACAGGAGGCCUCCAAAUAGACAGAAUAUCUGGCUCCCAAACGGGUGUAGAACCAUGGGAAACCCUUGCAGUUGACUGUGAAGCAACAGACCUUUUUGAAGCAGUAAUGAGCAGCCUUCAAAGUGGCAACACUGACAAAGCAAUUGGUAUUAUACUGGGUGUUAUAAGAGCAGUGCGAUCGCACAGGUCUAAAUUAUGCAAAGUGGUUUAUUCCUCACUCUUUUUGUUGUGCAGUUGCAAGCCUUUCUUGUACAACAAUGAGAAUGUUAUGAUGGCUUUAUUGAGUGUUCUAAGGAGGGAUUUGAAUGCAGGAGUUAAAGGAACUAAUAAGGGGAAUAGUUAUAUUCAUAUUUUGUUUAUUAACUUGCUAUCACAUUCUUUUGCUGAUGUUGUUCAUUGGCCAGAACAGUUUUUAAAGUUAUAUGUCGAAGAUGCAGUCACUGAUAGAGUGUUCAUUGAUAACCCCUACUGUAAGCCAUUUGUCGAUAAUAUUAUUACAGCUUUUAAUACAAAAGUGCCACCAAAUUCAUUGCUAAAAAGUGAACCAUGGAGUUCAGCUGCUAGGGAUACAUCAAGUCCUCUUACAAUUCACAGCGUGGAUGAAGAUGAUGUUUUCAGCGAACACAAAACCGUGGUGGAGCAAUGGACCACAAAAGUGUUUCCAAGGUACGCGCAGGCGCAGGAAAAUGUCGAACAAAUAGUACUAGAAGUUAUCAAAGAACAAUUAUCGAGGCGGCAACAACCGGAAGCAAUAACAAAAAACUUCGUCAGGUUUUUGAGCACCGCAUGCGGAUUGGUCGAAAUCCGUAUCAUAGCUGUCUCUAGAAUCGAGACGUGGCUACAUAACCACAAACUAAUGAAACCGGCGCAAGAGUUGCUGGCUUAUUUGUGUUAUAAUUGCUCGGCGAACUCUCAGAGAGAUUUGGAGGUUAUUUUGCAGCUGAGUAAAUUGAGGUUGAAAAACAAACCUAUGGUUAGUUACUUUAAUAACUGUCUGAAGGAAAUGGUUUGCGCCUUUCCUGAAAAUUUAUAUCCGUUGAUGAAGUACACUAUCUACAAUGAAUUGAGUAAUGCAAGGAAUACUAAUAAUUUAAUAGUUGUGGGAGCAUUAUUUCAAGUUGCACAACAAACUAGUUCGGACGCGUUUGCGGAUAUAGCAUUGGAACUACUGCUAAACAAAGACGAUUAUCUGAGGUCACUGCGCGCACUAUUGAAGGAAAUAAAUCGAGUUUUGCGCAGCGAUUUUAACUUGCUCACUGUAGUCCAGUCUUUGCUGCGCGAGCGCAAAGAAGUGGCGGCAAGUGUGCGCGAGCACGAAUUUAGAGAGCGAAUUUUUUUGUCCAUCGCAGACCUGGUUUCUAUGUGCAUGUUACUAUGCGUCAGUCCACAGGUUAGAGAUGCGGCAACGCAGAGCAAGCGCGACGUUGCCGUGUUGCGCGGUUUUCAAAGGCAAGUUCGCGAUAUACAGAAGGAGUGCAUUUCUUGGUUGCACGACUCCGCUUGGAGAAUAUACAGGCCCAACGUCAGCGAUUUCCAUCACGUUUUGCUUAAGUUGCUGUUCCUGGAACAACCUGAGCACUACUACAAGGUUGAUUCUUGGCCAGGUGAAAACGAAAGAAACUUGUUCUUGAGACUUGCAAGUGAAGUCCCGUUACAUCAAAACACGUUGAUUAGAAUCCUUCUGAUAGGAAUUUCAAAAGAACACCCCAUAGCUCAAACAGAAAUAAUGGAAAUCACAGACCAACUAAUAAAGCGAGCGGCAAAUCUGCCGCAAGACUACGAGCCACCUGUGGUGGUGGAUAAGAUAGAAAUUAUGGAUUUCUUUUUUAACCUGUGCAGCUAUAAUUAUCCCGAAAAUAUUGCCUUGCCUGCUGGGUAUUUACCGCCCAAACUGGCUAUUACCGGGAUUUACUGGAAAGCAUGGUUAAUGUUGUUGAUUUUGUCCGCUCAUAAUCCUAUGAAUUUUGGGAGUAUUGCUUGGGAUAAGUAUCCCACUCUAAGGAUGUUUAUGGAGAUGUGCAUAACAAAUCACUUUUCCUUUCCACCACCAACAAUGUCAUCACUAGAAGACGACUACCAAGUGAAAGAACAACAAAUAAUCGCUUUGGAAAAACAAAAAAUUCUCGAGUUCGAGUCCCACCUAGCCGCAGCCACCUCGAAAAUGGAAAUCACGGAACAAACCAGCCUAUUGUUACCCCAAGUGAUGGAGUUAAGACCGCAGGCCGACGCUAGACGGCCGCCGCAACAAGUUUUAGACCAAUUGCAAGUCCUGAACAAUACGCACCGCAUGGGGCAUUUGUUGUGCAGAUCCAGGCAUCCUGAUUUCCUACUCGACAUUAUGUCGAGGCAAGGCGGGACCGCGCACAUGCCAUGGCUUGCCGAAUUGGUGCACAGCUCUGAAGGUGUCCUAGCGCACCUCCCAGUGCAGUGUUUGUGCGAGUACUUGCUAUCGACUGCGCCAUCCGAGAAGUUGACGAAACAAGGGCAGCUGUUGGCGCAUUUAAGAACCGUCGUUAACGGCCCGGAUCCACAGAUGGCGUGCGAGGUGCUAGAGUACCUAUUCAGAAGGUUGACCUCCGAUCACAGCGCGAGCAGAACACAAUCUACUAAAGCCCUCGCGCUGAUAUUAGCGCCCAGUGAUGAUAUGGAAGUGUCAACGGAUAACAAUACCCACUGGUUAACGAAAUAUAUGCCGCAAUUCCCGCAUUUCAACGCGAUAAAACCCGUAUUAGUGCAAUUUCUACGGCAGGCUUUGCAAAUCGAAACAAACCCUUCGAGAGUGUCGAGUUACAUGAACUUUUUGUCCACGCAGGACAUGAACGAUUCGUUCCCGGAGUUAAACGAACUAAUAACCGACUUAUCUUCGGUUAUAAUCGAGAGGCACAGUGUCGCCUCCUAUGUUCUGCCAGGGGAAAACGACGAAACUCUCAAAAACUUACUGAAUGUUUUCUUGUUGCACACUCAAAAGUCCAAGGAGCAUUCAGAUGAGACUUUCACGUUCUUGCAAAGUUACAACGCCGAGUUUGUGUUUGUGCAUUGGGCUACUGGCGAGCAGUGCGGCAUGCAACCUGUUGUUAUACAUUCAGCCAUUGUGUUGCUUACUUACGGCCCAUUAGAUGACCCUGCCUAUAAGGCACUCUUAAACACAUGGUUUCCCGACAACAUGGACUACCCUCGCGCCUACAGCCCGGAAACGUCCGAAAGCACGUCGUACCUACCCGACUGGAUGAAACUGCGCAUGAUCCGUUCCACCGUUCCCAAACUCGUCGACGCCGCCAUCGAAAAACUCGAACCGCCAAAGUUGGUCCUCUUCAUCCAAUCUUUCGGCAUCCCCACGUCGUCGAUCAGCAAGUUGUUGCACACUCUCGAUAAAGCUACUCGACUGAAUCCUACUUUGGUGGUGGAUUCAGUUAUCGAUAAACUGUACAUGAUACAGUUGGUCGAGGUGCAGAACAAAAGAGGGGCCACUGGCGGGGAGACUUUUAUCAGAGCGAUUGAGAUGCAGAUGCCGGCCUUGCACGAUAACGAAGUCGUUGUUGAUGUCGAGUGCAAGAGGGAGCUACCAAGAGUGCAGCAGAAACAACACAUUGUUGCCAAUGACAACGAUGUGUUGCAGAUGUUAAGUACGUUAUACAAUCCGCAUUUCAAUGGGAAUAGAAACAAAGUGGUUUUGAGCUUGUUAAAGGCAAUCAGUCAUCGCAAACCGCUCGUUGACGUAGUGUUCGGUUUUCUUAAACCUGUGCCGGCCAAUUUCACCGUUCCGCUACUAUUAAAUUACUCUUCGUUCUCUACAGUACUAAGGUUGAUUUUUAGCCCUGCGGCUGCGCAAAACAAGGAGAAAAUCACCUACGCGCAGCAGCUUCUUCAACUAAUACCGAUAAAAAGUAACGCUUCUGCCGUGGUUUUGCAGCAAUUUUUGAACGGUGCUUUACGAAUUGGGGUGAAAAAAGAAGAAAAUGUUGAUGCAAUGGAGUUGAUAAAGCAUGGCAAGUUGUUGACAGCGAAAAAGUGCGAGGCUGUAAUGGAAUUCCCGGAAAAUUUGGGUGCGAAACUGGGGAAAAUGUUAUUGGAAGGCAAAGAACAAGCUGAGAAGACUGGACUUGUUGUGGACUGGUUGUCAGCUAUAGAACUUGAAAUAGCCCAUACAGAUAAACAAAAAAUACAGAUGGACCUUUUGUUUUCGAAACAAAGUCUUCCGUUUAGACCAUUAUUAAUGUCCCUGGUUCUCCAGAGAGCUACAUGGAAGAGUUUACAUGGCAUUUUAACGUAUUUACUACAAAAUACCAAUAAAGAAAUUUGCCCCACAUCGGCUCUGGACUUUUUUACGGCCCUUACUCAAAGCCCUAAGCUUUGGCAGGGCAGAGAUAAGGCCAUACCGAAACAUUAUCAUUUUGAAGAUGUCCUAAAACUAGAGAAAAGCCAGGCUAUGGUAAUGAUAAGCUACGUAUUGGACGAAGCCCGCAUCAACACAGACAAAGAAAACUGGAAAAAAUCUAUGGAAAACCGCUUACAACUUCUACUGAAAUGUGUAGGAAUCUCCGCCACUUCAAUCGUAAAAAACCUCAGCCAACAAGCCGAUAGUGACGUGUAUGCCCGCGAAUUACUAAUGAUGUUGUACAUGUCUCUCCCAUACUCUGGCCAAAACGACUUCGAAAACACCCUGUUAAUGUCCACUGAAGUCUACAACAAAAAUUGCCCCAGUGCCGUCGACGAAAUAUCGCACUGUCUACUAAGCGCCCUCGCGGCAACACCGCGCACCAAAGACUGGAACAAAAAAUCGCAAGACCUAGAGCUCUGCGUGCGCAAAUUGGCAUCGUCGCAUCCGGUGUUGGUGUUGAGACAGUUGCCAAUGUUAGCCGGUAGUCUUAAAGGACGUGCGCAGUACGAUUGGGGGGUUUUUAAGAACAGAGGGCAUUUUAUUUUGUUCGGCCAAGUUUUGGGGUUGAUGGAGUUAUUGCAGCCGCACAUAUUUAAGCACGAAGGUGUGUUGUGUGAUUUGUUGGACUCCUACUUUAAUUUGAUGGCUUUCCAUGGCCAUAGCAAAGAUUUGGCUGGUUAUGUUGGUAGGAUUGUGGUUUUUAUACAGAAUUGGCUUGUCAAGGAUAUUAAGGCUGCUUCCAAAUAUCUUCAGGAGCAUGGUGGGGUUCUAAAUGAUAUACAAUUUAAUCAACCAAGAGUUAGACCUUUAUUGUCUAACGUCUCUCUACCCAUUACCGACCAAGGUUUAGCCCCUUCAGAGUUACUAGUUGGAACUGUUACCCCCCCAGAAAAAGAACAGCUACCCCAGCACUGGCCCCAACUAAUUAACAGCCUUCAAUCAACGGAGAAUUUGAAUGCCCUCCAAGAACUCGAUCAUCUCACCAACAAACGUCCCCAAUUAUUGGAGGGGGUUUCUCAAUACUUGUACGCGUCCAUAACCUCGCCUAAUGGGGCUAUAAGGUCGCUAUCGUUGACUUUGAUCGUCAGGUGGUUGAAGUAUAACCCCAAGUCUGCAUCCGAUGCCCUGCCGUCCGUUCUGGCUUGUUUGGAUAGUAACAAUGGGGAUAUUGUUAGCAGUGUGUUGGACAGACUGUCCGAUUUGGUUACUGUGAUGCAGGAGUAUGCCAAGGUGAUUCUUACCAGGGUUUUCCUGCUAGGAAUGAAGUCCACUUUGAAUACUACAACUAAUAUUACAAAGACAGUGAAUUUGUUAAGCUUGCAGUAUGGUUGUUAGGAUGAUUUCUUUAAUAUAUAUAAUAUAAUAAUAAGUACAAUGUUUAUUUUUAAAAAAUACUUUAUUAAACAUAACCGAUAUUUUUGUGAAAACAGAACAAAACAAAAAUAAAUUUGGAACAAUUUAUUUAUUGCCUAUAGGGGAACUUAGUAAAUUUAUUAAAAUUUGAUAAAAUAAAAGUAAACAGAAGCUAAGGAAGGGCUUACAAACUAACAGAGUAAUAUACCUUCAACAAACACAAAAAACUUAAAAAUCACAGAUUGUCUAAAAAAAUGUCUAGAAAAUAAAAACAAGUCAAAUGAAUUCUUGCUUUUUACUGUACUGUCAAAAUCAAAUUAUUGCUUUAAAAAAGCAAUUCUGAAGCUGUUUCGCACAAAAACUGUACAUGUUUUUCACCGAUAAACAUUCGAAAAUGGUACGUUUCCUUAACUAUUGUAUUGUAUUGAGUAAAUGUUGAAGCGAGUGUUACUGUUUAAAAAAUUUGCACUAUUGGGUAUUGCGACAUCGGAAAAGUGCAAGAGAUAAGCAGUCCAGGCAACCGAAAAUUUUAGUUCGGCGAUAAAAUUUUGGGCUUUAUUUUUUUUUGCAGAAAAACGGUUCCUACAGUGUAUACAGGGUGUCCCAAAAUUGGCGUUAUAAACAGUAAACACACAAAAAAUUUCGUUUUUUUGGGUCUUGAAAAAAUUUUCUGCACCUUGCAGAAAAAACUAAAAAAAUCGUUUUUUCCGAACCUUUAAACACUACUCCCAUUUUAAAUGUAAAAAAUUGUGAAUUUUGCAUAUUUGAGUCGUCUAAUUUCAAAAGCGGCCAUCUCCUAUUUUGAAAAGAUUGUUCAUAUGGUAACUAAAAAUAUUUUUUCUACAAAAUAACUAACCAGAUUUAAGUUUUAAUAAAUAAAACAUAUAUUUCAAAGGGACAUGGGCAUGUUAAGUACAUUUUUGUACUUAAAACAUCAAUGUAGAUGGGUUAUAUUGAAACUAACUUUAAUGAAUUAUUUUCCUUGGAAAUAGCCUUUUUUGUUCGGAUAUAAUUUUGCACUAAUAUACUAUGUAAUAUUUCGAUUUUAUUGGAGUAAUUAACUCAUUAAAAAAAAUGGAGAUGGCCUCUUUUGAAUCUAGACGACUCAUUUUCCGUAUAAUAUUGAAAUAAUGCAAACGUAAUUUUUUUCGGCGGCUCAAUUUUUCCAGAAAUUUU
This is a messenger RNA of Brassicogethes aeneus, 7330 nucleotides long. NCBI's taxonomy places the organism in Eukaryota, Metazoa, Arthropoda, Insecta, Coleoptera, Nitidulidae. The record is from the annotation of a GenBank genome assembly.